Molecule: messenger RNA, 2232 nt
Organism: Pantherophis guttatus
Lineage: Eukaryota; Metazoa; Chordata; Lepidosauria; Squamata; Colubridae
Product: olfactory receptor 6J1-like
Biological process (GO): G protein-coupled receptor signaling pathway
Cellular component (GO): membrane
Molecular function (GO): olfactory receptor activity; G protein-coupled receptor activity
Source: RefSeq, a predicted model, not a curated record
ACUUAAACAUGAGAUCAAGAAAUCACAAUGGAACAGACAUCGAGCAGGUAACAGAGUUCAUUUUAAUUGGCUUCCAGUUGUCUAGGUCUCUGGAAAUCUUUGUUUUUGCUCUGCUCUUGGUGGUUUUUCUGUUAACACUUGCUGGCAAUUUCACCAUCAUCCUGCUGGUAGGCUUCAAUAAAUGCUUCCAUACGCCGAUGUAUUUCUUCCUUUGCAACCUUUCUCUUUUGGAGAUCCUUUUUAUCUCCUCCAUCACCCCUAAAAUGUUGAUGAACCUUAUGUCCAGGAACAAAGCCAUCUCUUUCCUAGCCUGUGCUGCUCAGUGCUAUUUUUAUUUCUUCCUUGGAACCACUGAAUUCAUCCUCAUUGCUGUGAUGUCCUUUGACCGCUACGUUGCCAUCUGCCAUCCACUUCGCUAUGCCACCAUCAUGAAUGGUUGUUUCUGCACUUGUUUGGUCCUAUUUUGUUGGAUUGGAGGGUUCCUUUCUACCAUUGUCUCCUUCUGUUUGAUCUUUCGAUUAUCAUUCUGUGACUCAAACAUCAUAGACCACUUUUUCUGUGACUAUGGUCCAAUGAUAACCCUUUCUUGCAGUGAUGUCCACGUCCUUUUGAGUCUAGCCUCCAUCCUAUCCUCUGUGGUACUCCUCAGCUCUUUGUCAAUCACUGCUAUCUCUUACCUCUACAUCAUUGUCACCAUCUUUCGUAUGAAAGCUACCAAAGGUCAACAGAAGGCCUAUUCCACUUGUGCAUCUCACAUCAUGGUGGCUUCCAUCUUCUAUGGCAGUGCCAUUUUUAUGUACUCAUUGUCUAACAAGGAACGCUCUCAGGAUAUCCAGAAAGCAGUGGCAGUUUUAACUGCAGUGGUCACUCCACUGCUGAACCCUUUUAUUUAUACCUUAAGGAAUGAGAAGGUCAAGGAGACCGUAAAGGAUUUUUUAAAGAGAAAGAAGAUUCCUUUAUGAAGAUGCUGGAGGCCCCUAAAGAGCUUUUUCCAUCUCCUGCAGGAUUGACGCUAUUUGAGGGAUGCAAGAAUAUUUGAGUGGCAAACUGGUAACAAAUAGGCUAUUGAUUGCAAAGGUUUUUGUGAAGUGGUUUAUUUCCUUAUAGGAAUUAGAAUGGCCAAAAAUUAAAAACACAUAUAACAUAUUUAAAUAUGUACCAUACAAAUUAAAUAAACUACUCACAGUUGCCAUUUUACAGAUUUAUUCUGUUUUCCCAUAUUGAACAUGUGUUACUGUGUGGCUAGUUUGACAAAGAUUAUUAAUCUUUUCACAACCUUCCCGGGGCAGUCUGAGAAAUUUAUAAUGGCUUUGUUUUAACUGAUAAAGAUCCCAGAGUCACAGAGUUACAUUCAGAGUUACUUAUCUUUGAAUCAAAGAUUCAAAAUAGAAUUAUAACCAUGAAUGCUGAGUUACUGUAGAUAUUUAGCAGUUCUCUAGAGAUGAUCUGAUCUGACAUUAUCUUACUUUUAUUGUACCUUGCUAUAGUAAACACGGUCUUUGCACUGGUUAUCUGAUUCACCAACUGGAGUAAUUCCCAGACCAAGAAAUCUUAUUCAUUAUGUCCCAUGACUUAGUUAGCUCCUAUUUGGAUUACUGUACACUUGUACGUUAGGCAGCUUUAAAGAACACUUGGAAGCUGUCGAUGGCCCACCAUGAAACUACACAGGCAAUUUUUGACUUUCUACACAAUACCUGUAUGAUAUCACUGCUCUGUGAGCUAUGCAGGUGUGAUUCAAGGUGCUCGUUGUCAGCUGUAGAGUCCUACAUGGCAUAGAGUCAAGCUAUUUGUUGGAUUGCCUGUCUCCAGUUAUUUCUGCUCACCCUACCAUGUUUCUCCUAUCAACUAAUGUCAGCCUGGUCCUUGCUCUAGAACAGCAUCUUUUCAGAGAUCCAGGUGGCCCCAAGCUUUAUAAACCUUUCAUAAAGCAUUGAAGACCUGGCUUUGCCCAAGGUACUUGGGCCAUGACAUUCUGCAAGUUCUGCUAGUUCUGAUUGUUAUUUUCAACUGUAAGUUGAGAAUGAUAUCUUUGAGUUGGACUGUAUUAUUCAAAUGGUUGGAGUAAUUAUUGCUUGUUAUCACUUUGUAUAGCAUCCAAGAUCAUUGCUUUGAAAUGGGCAACCAUAUUAAUUGUUUAAAUGAAUGAAGUUUAAAUUCUAUUGUGUCCUUAUUCAGGUCCUCAAUCAUAACAAAACUUUAUUGUUGAAUAAAUAUACUUUGCAAAAAAAAAAA